Molecule: messenger RNA, 2230 nt
Organism: Brassica oleracea var. oleracea
Lineage: Eukaryota; Viridiplantae; Streptophyta; Magnoliopsida; Brassicales; Brassicaceae
Exons: 9
Coding region: 45-1988 (647 amino acids)
Cellular component (GO): nucleus
Source: RefSeq, a predicted model, not a curated record
UCUCCUCCCGCUUCUCUCUUCCAAAAAAAAAAAAAAGAAGAAGAAUGAACAAGAGCUUGGGUGAUGGCGGCUCCGCUAGGGUUUCGAUACCGCGUAGUCUCCGAGAAACUGUUCAGAGUAUCAGAGAGAUGACAGGGAAGCAGCACUCGGACGAGGAUAUCUACGCCGUCUAUAAGGAAUCCUUUAAUGAUCCUUUCGAGACCGCCCAGAAGCUCCGCUUUUUAGAUACUUUUCAUGAGGUGAGAAGCAAAAGGGACAAGAAGAAGGAGAAUCUUGUGCCAAUUAACCAAGCGAGUGCCAGAACUGGUCGGAGGAACUUUGCUUCUAGCAACACUUAUCAUGGCAAUGGAAGAAGUUCAUCCUUCAAAAGGGAGAGUGGAUCUAAUCAUGUCACAGGGGGAUCAAGACCUUCUCUUCCUAAUACUAACAACAGAGCAAGAAACCCCACUGUACCUCGUGCGACAAAGGUUCCUGCUCCUACCGGUCUUCCCAGUGGGGUAAGCAAUCAUAAAGUUGAAGAUGAUUUCACUGCCACUGUGAACAAGGGAGUUGCAGAGAAACUUCCUCUUUCCAAGUCUAUUUCUUUCUCCGAGGAUGCUGUUGAGCCAGAGACGUCUAAAGCAAAUUCAGAACAAGUUGCUCCACCUGUAUCAGUGUCUGUUGUACAGAACCAUACACAAGAUGUAAUUUCUGCUCAUAUCCCACAGCCUGAUGUGAAUAACCAGCCAGCAGAACUGCAGUCAUCUACCUUUGGUCGACAGGAUCCUUCUUUGAUUUCUGCUUCUCACUGCAGUAACCAUUCUGAUCAAAUCACCGAAAAUGAGACAGCAUCCAAGAAAGGCAAAGCUCGAUCGCUUCUCAAGUCAGAUGUUGGCGAGCGGUCACACGUUACAUUUCCAUUGCACCUUCAGGUUGCAGAAGAGCUGCAAAAUGGUCUGACGUUUGGCAGUUUUGAUUCUAAUUUUGUGAAAGAGCUAUCUUCUACCUAUGGUGCUAGUGGCGGUGAUGACUCAGAUUUUAAGUCCUCCCACGGGACAGGGGAUGAUGAGAGCGAUUCCUCUCCCACUACCAAUGGCAUUCCUGCGGUUGCUUCUGCUAGAGGAGCGUCAUCCUAUUUUGAAGAUGAUAAUGGGAUUCCAAAUUCAGCACCGGGAGCUGAGCUAGUGAGGCAUUCAAAUCACACUGUCCCAUCUGGAGAAGAUGAACUGAGAGAGGAAGCUUUACCGAACACACAACCUCAUCAAAUUGCUUAUGGUCAAGAAGCCCCAUUCAGCGUGUUUGGUCUUGUUCCCUCGUUUUCAGCAUUGGGCCAACCGGUAAACACCGAAGCAGCUGCGACUCAGCUUGGAAAUUCUAAUGCCCCAGCUAUGUCAUUAGUAUCAAAUCCGCCAGGUCAGAGCUCCAUAGCAGCAGUCUCUCAGCAGGCAACUAAUCUUUUCGGGCAACAAUACCCUCCCAGUUUCUUCCCUUACGGUCCCUAUUACCCACAGUUUUAUAUGCCACCACCAUACAUUCACCAGUUCUUGGGCCCAAAUGGAAUUCCACAGCAGUCUUAUUUUCCACCGGGAGCUGCUAUAGCUGCACCUACCCAUAUAGCACCAGUAGGCGACAAUGAGAACCCUCCUACAACAAACCCAUCCCAACAUGCUUCUUCAACAGUUGUCACUCACAUUCCAUCUGCAACCGCCUUAAACUCUAUCCAUAGUGAAGAAAGGACUUCACCAAUGACUGGAAAUGCAGCUGCGUGGAUUGGGCAGGGGCUUGGGAACCUGCAGAUGAGUCAAAUGUACAACCUAGCCCUGCAAGGUCAGCCACUUGGUUUCCCAGUCGUGCAGGCUGGUCACAGGGGGCUCAUGGGAAUACAGACGUUAACGCCACUGCCACCGUCACUCACCACGACGGCUAUGGCUGAACCCAUAAGACACCCAAACAUUGCCUAUCAGCAACCUCAAGCUGCCGUAACGAAUAGGGUCGAUAACAACUAUUAGGCCAAGGGGGAGCAGCUAUGAAGAUACGCAUCAAACGUGUUAAAGUCUGGAUUUUUGGGUGUAAAUAGGAAACAUCAUCCCCAGAGGAAUUUAGGUUUGACAAGUACAAGAGGGAAGAUGUGCUUUCUAAAGUAGCAAACCUUUUUGCCAUAUUUUUUUGUUGUGACAAUACAUAAAAGAACGUUUGGGAAGAUGAUCCUAUAUUGAUUAGUUACGAGAAACUGAUGAUGCCUCUUUUAUUU